Lolium perenne is the source of this 1455-nucleotide messenger RNA. The record is from RefSeq and is a predicted model, not a curated record. Lineage: Eukaryota; Viridiplantae; Streptophyta; Magnoliopsida; Poales; Poaceae.
GUCCUGUCGAGUCCAUGACAGACGGGACCUUAUACGUGCGGGGGCCGCCGGUCAUAGGCAGCCACACAGGCUCGUUCAUGUAACCCUUCUCGUCUGGAGCAGUGAAAACCUAGACGGAGCCAGUCUCUCCUCCCGACCUCCUCCAAUCCCCACCUCCUCUUCCGUCCUCCAAUCAUCCCUCUCCAUCCUCCUCCCCCAACCCGUGCCGCCGCCUCUACUCCGACCUCGACGAGCGGCGAGCAGGCGGAGCCAUAGGGGACGACCACGGUGGCGUGCGAGAGGAGGCGCCGCAGCAACGCAUCCUGGAGGGGGCCCGGCCGUGUGGAGGUUGCCCAGCGGUGCAGGGCUCGAGAUCUCCUUCUCCGGAGGCGGCGAAUCGUCCACUGCUGCCCUGGGCUCGAGAUCUCCGUCGGCGGCGGGGAUGGUGACCGGAUGCGAGAAGAGCCCCUUCUGGUGCUACCGGACCUGCAACGGUGGUGGCAGAGUAGAGAAACAAAUUAUUCCCGCAUGUCCCGGGCCGUGAAGAGGAGACGGGAGGAGGCGCGUGGGAGGAUACACUGCAAGACCGCGUCUCGGAGGAGGGCGAUGGGGCUAGACAGGACGGCCGCGAUGGACGGCGAGAGGAGGAAGUUGGCGGCGCGCCGGUGGAGUCGGCAACGCGGAGGGCGGCGGCGCGUCGCCACAGCCGGCUGCUGCGUUUCGGCGGCGGAUGCAACCAGGCGUGCCCAGGAUCGUCCAGGAUUCGCCCCACCCGCGCGAGACAUCCAUUCCUCCCCUUGCUGCGCGGCUCAGGAAUUCGCCUCCGCCCAGUCGCUCGCCUCCAAUGGUGCGCUCGUGGUGGUCCGUCUCCACCGGUUCUUGGAGGAGAUGAUCGUUCUUUCCUCCUCACCCUUCUCCUUGUGGGUAAGCCCCAAUCCCUCCCCUCUCUCUGAGAUUCACGAAUCUGGAGGAGGUCACCAGGAUGUGCUUCUCGGCGAGGAGACCUCCGGGAGUGGCCAGGAGGGUCUAGCGGCGUCCGGCAUACGUGCCUCGUCGGCGCCAACGCGGCCACUGCAGCUCACGUGGAGCAGCGGGAGGGUCUUGCUGCCAGGAGCUCAAUCUCACCCUCCUCUAUUUGAACAAUGCCUACUCCACAUCCAGGCCUCUCUUUCAGGUUCACUCUUUAUCUCCCUCUUCUGCAGCUCUGUACAGAGGAACGUAGUUGUGGAAAAAGCACUACCACUUGGUGUCACAACCGUCAGCAAAAUUUGGAUUCAUGAAAAUGACUCUUGGAGAAGGGUUUGUGCUAGAUUUUUAUCCAUUGAUGUAGUCUCAGCAUUGGAAGAUGCAGAGGAAAUCCUGAGGGCAGUAGAAUACAUCUCCAAACAUGAUAAAAUGAUCUUGAUUCGGCUGAUGUGGUGCGAUGGUGGCGUGGGACACAUGUUGUGAAUGCUUUCCUAAUCUUGAUUUCAAAGG